This is a messenger RNA of Culex quinquefasciatus (southern house mosquito), 947 nucleotides long. RefSeq names its product chymotrypsin-2. Bases 24 to 770 code for a protein of 248 amino acids. Gene Ontology annotation, molecular function: serine-type endopeptidase activity. NCBI's taxonomy places the organism in Eukaryota, Metazoa, Arthropoda, Insecta, Diptera, Culicidae. The transcript has 2 exons. The record is from RefSeq and is a predicted model, not a curated record. Gene Ontology annotation, biological process: proteolysis.
GCAAGGCGCUUCUUUAGUCGUAAAUGAUGAGUCGCUUAGCUUUGCUUGUGGUCUUCUUGGUAGGUGCCGCCGUGGCCGUCCCAACGGCGGACAAGCGGAUCGCCGGUGGAAUUCCGGCCGAACAGGGCGAAGCCCCGUGGAUGGUGUCGAUGCGGAACUCGCUGAACAUCCACUUCUGCGGAGGUACCCUGCUGAACAGCCGGUUCGUGUUGACGGCGGCGACCUGCAUGCAGGGACGUCUGUCCAGUGCGACGAUGGCCGUGUUGGGUUCCCGGUUCCUUAACACCGUUGCCGCUCCGUACUACGGUCUGCAGACCAUCACCCACCCGCAGUUCAACCAGAACACGCUGGAGUUCAACGUGGCCCUGUUCCAGACCAUUCAGAACGUGAUCUUCACCUCGAUCGUGCAGCCGAUCCAGCUGGACGCGAACUUCAUCGAGCCGGGUAGCCGUGGACGCAUGUUCGGCUGGGGUCACACCGAGGAGGGAAGCGGCAACUCGAACGCGCUGAACUUCGUCAACCUGAACGUGAUCAACAACGACAACUGCCGUAACUUCCUGGGAGCGGACGGAGUGCGAGUUGGGGAGUCUUCGCUGUGCACGCUGAACCGCGAGGGACAGGGACUGUGUACGAACGACGCGGGGGGUGCGCUGACCCUGGACAACAUGGCCAUCGCGGUGGCUUCGUGGAAGAUCCCGUGCGCCACUGGCCGCCCGGACGUCUUUGUGCGCGUUUCGGCGAUUCGCGAUUGGGUCGUGAGCAUUAUCUAGACGUUUGACACCCAGCAGUGCCAGCAGUGGCGAGUUGAUAAAAUCGUUCGAUUUUGAUUCGUGUGACAAGCCCGCGCUGAUAAAGAAUUUAUAUUUUAACUUUUUGCACACAAAAAAAAACGAUCAAACAAUGUCUUAUCUGGCUUCGAAAUAUAGAGACGGUGUGUUUUACGGCAA